AAUAAAGUAUUAAACAAAUAAAAUUCCAUAUUUUCUAUUUAAAAUUUUUGUCCACAACAAGUAGUUUUGCUUUCUCCCGCAGAAAAGAACCAACCAACUCACUGAUUCAUACUUCCAGCGAAGAGAAUAUUCUAGAAGAAGGAAAAAAAAAUGGAAUCGCCAUCAACGACGACUGGAGACACCAAAAAGGUGGCGGUUAGGUCGUCGAUCGUCGAGUCAAUUCGCGGCUGCGGCCUCUCCGGUAUGCGUAUUGACAAGGAAGACUUGAAGAAGCAGCUUACUAUGCCUCAGUACCUUCGUUUUGCAAUGCGUGAUUCCAUUCGUCUUCAGGAUCCAACCGCCGGAGAACCUCGCUACCGGAAUCGUGCUGACGGUGAAGAUUCCGCUGUUCCUUCUUCUCCUAUGGUUGUUUUCAUCAAUCCUCGUAGUGGCGGCCGUCAUGGUCCUGCUCUUAAGGAGAGGUUGCAGCAACUCAUGAGCGAAGAACAGGUUUUUGAUCUAUCAGAUGUGAAGCCUCAUGAAUUUGUACGGUAUGGAUUGGCUUGCUUGGAGAUGUUGGCUGGUCUCGGUGAUUCUUGUGCUAAAGAAACUCGCGAAAAGCUCAGGGUUAUGGUUGCUGGAGGUGAUGGUACAGUUGGUUGGGUGUUAGGAUGUCUUACAGAACUUCGCCAGCAAGGCCGAGAGCCAGUUCCUCCGGUAGGGAUUGUUCCGCUUGGGACAGGCAAUGACCUGUCUAGGAGUUUUAAUUGGGGUGGUUCGUUUCCUUUUGCUUGGAAGUCAGCUAUCAAGAGAACUCUACAAAAGGCUAGUGCUGGGCCAAUUCAUCGUUUGGAUAGUUGGCGACUUUCCAUUUCAAUGCCUGAAGGCACACCCGUUAAACCACCACAUUGUUUGAAGCAUUCAGAAGAGUUCACUCUUGAUCAGGGCAUAGAAAUUGAGGGAGAACUGCCUGAGAAAGUUACAAGUUAUGAAGGCGUCUACUAUAAUUACUUCAGCAUAGGAAUGGAUGCCCAAGUGGCUUAUGGCUUCCAUCAUCUACGCGAUGAAAAACCCUACCUUGCAAGUGGUCCAAUUACAAAUAAGAUUAUUUAUUCUGGUUACAGUUGUACUCAGGGCUGGUUCUUCACACCUUGCACAAGUGAUCCAGGUCUAAGGGGACUUAAAAAUAUUUUGCGGUUGCAUAUCAAAAGGGUCAAUAGCUCAGAGUGGGAGCAAAUUGCAAUUCCUAAAAGUGUAAGGGCAAUAGUUGCUUUGAAUCUUCAUAGCUAUGGAAGUGGAAGAAACCCAUGGGGUAAACCGAAACCCGAAUAUUUGGAGAAGAAAGGCUUUGUUGAAGCUGAUGUAGCUGAUGGGCUCUUGGAAAUAUUUGGUUUAAAGCAAGGAUGGCAUGCAUCGUUUGUCAUGGUGGAUUUGAUCACAGCGAAGCACAUUGCUCAGGCAGCAGCUAUUCGAUUGGAACUCAGAGGUGGAGGGUGGAAAAGUGCCUAUUUGCAAAUGGAUGGGGAACCCUGGAAACAGCCAUUGAGCAAGGACUUCUCGACAUUUGUAGAGAUAAAGAGGGAGCCUUUCCACUCACUUGUGGUUGAUGGAAAGUGAUUCCUUAGAUGGUUCACUGUUGCAUAGCUGGAUUGUAUUAUAUGUAACCUUAGGUAUUGGCUCACCUUACAUGGAAAAUUUGAAUUUCAAAAUCUUCCCCUUUUGUUGCUUUACUGUGAAAAAUAUAGUUUAUGAAUAGGGGAAAGUAAUUCUUUAAUGGUUUCCAUAGAUAGCUUUCAUGGAAGGCAUGUGUAUAUCAUAUGUAAACCUGGGUAUUGGCUCUCGAUUUUUUUACUGAAUUGAUUAUUAUUGUAAAAAGAUCUUAUUCUUUUGUUUGGUUAAGGAAAUGUUGUUUUCAUCA
Messenger RNA from Trifolium pratense (red clover), 1897 nucleotides. RefSeq names its product diacylglycerol kinase 7-like. Gene Ontology annotation, molecular function: ATP-dependent diacylglycerol kinase activity. NCBI's taxonomy places the organism in Eukaryota, Viridiplantae, Streptophyta, Magnoliopsida, Fabales, Fabaceae. The transcript has 12 exons. The coding region runs from base 151 to 1596 and encodes 481 amino acids. The record is from RefSeq and is a predicted model, not a curated record.